Molecule: messenger RNA, 4293 nt
Organism: Closterium sp. Yama58-4
Lineage: Eukaryota; Viridiplantae; Streptophyta; Zygnematophyceae; Desmidiales; Closteriaceae
Source: the annotation of a GenBank genome assembly
GGAUUCACCAUGACGGUGCACGACUCGAGAAGAGGCCGCUCAGUGAAGGACCUGCGGCUGCUGGGGAGCAACAGCGCUGCCUGCGACCUGCAGCAGGUCAAGACCGCUACAGACGAGCUCUGCCACCCACUCGCGCGCUGCCAGCUGGCCGCCGACCAGCCUGAGAUCCGCGUGGAGCUGCCUCUGCCCGUGGCGCUGCGCUUCAUUGUUGUGGAAUUUGCUUCGUUCCACGAGAGCCACCCGUCGUCCUCGUCGUCGUCUCGGGAGUCGUUGCAGUGCCCGCGGUGUAACCGCGUGGUAACCAGCCGGCACGGCAUGUGCGCGGUGUGCCAUGAGAACGCCUUCCAGUGCCGCCAGUGCCGCGCCAUCAACUACGACAACCUCCAUGCCUUCCUCUGCCCGCAGUGCGGCCACUGCAGGUACGGUCGCUUUGAGUUCGCGCUGCAAGCUCACCCCUGCCCCUCGUCCAUCGACCCAAUCCUCUCCGAGGAAGCUUCCAAGAAGGUCGCGGCAGCACUGGAGGCCGAGGCUGAGUCAGCAACCCGGCUGCGUCAGCAGCUGCAGGCGCUGCGCCGGCCAAUCGCACGCCUCGUUUCGUCCAUCCUGGACGACGACCCAGCUGCUGACGUGUCAGCAGCUGAUUUGCUGAAUCCUGGCCCGAUCUCAGCAGGAGCAGCAGCAACAGGAGCGGGAGGAGGAGGGGGGCCAGGAAGAGCAGGAGGACUCAGCAGGGAGAGGGCCAUAGGAGGGAGAUCAGGGCUGGAAGGAGGAGGAGGGGGUCUGUCGUCCCUGUUGCAACUGGCAGCAGCAGCAGGCGGGGCAGGAGGCAGCGGUGCAACAAGAGGAGGGGCAGGGGGAGGAGGGGGAGGAGCAGGAGGAAGGGGCGGAGGCUCGGGAGGUCUUGGGUCCGCAUCAUCCUUACUCACUGGUACUACUGGUGGCGGCGGUGGUAGCAGUGCUACUGGUGGUGCUACCGGUGCAGCUGGUGACGCUUCCCUGUUCUCUACCACCGGUGGUCUCCCUCUCUCCUCCGCAUCUAUCUCAGCAGCCACAGCAGCAGCCGCUCAGGCGCACGUGAGCCGUCGGAUUGCGAUCCUGGGCGCGCUGUACGCUGACAAGUGUCGCGCUGUGCACCGCGGGCUGGCCACGUCAGCAGAGAGAAUGGGCGCGCUACAGAUGGCCCUGGCUGAAUACCACCUGUUGCAGCAGCUCUCUCUCCUGCUGCAGGGACUCGUGACGGGGCGUGAUGGGGGGGAUGGAGGUGAAGCGAUGGGGAGUGAGGAGGCGUGUGAGACGAGUGAGGGGAGGAGGAGAGCAUUUGUGGCGGCGUGUGUGGAGGUGCUGGGGGAACUAGUGGUGGAGGAAGAAGGGGUGGGGCAAGAUGCUGCUGCUAGUGACUCUUGGAGGGCGAUCAGCUUCCUGCUCCGCCAUCUCUGCAACACCAUCUGCCCCACACGCCCCGAGCCCGAGUACGAGAUGCUGCUCAUCAAGGCAGCAACACAGGAGGAGUUCCUCCCAGGGCGCCUGCAGCACAACCCCUACUCCUCGAAGCAGGUCGGCCCUUUAAUGCGCGAUGUCAAGAAUCUCAUCUGUAAAGAGCUCGAGCUGCACGGGUUGAUGGAUGACGAUUAUGGCAUGGAGCUGCUGGUGGGGGGGCAGAUCUGCUCCCUGGGGCUGUCGGUGCGGGCGGUGUACGAGCAAGUGUGGAAGCAGAGAGGGGCCAUGAGCGUCACCUUCAGACUGCAGGGGCUGGAUGGUGAAGCAACAGAGCCGAUAGUGAAGGAGCUGGAGGAGGGCGGUGAGGAAGCUACUGACCCGGAAAAGGAGUUCGCUGCUGCUGCUGCUCUCGUGCCUGUCAGCCGUGAUGGUGCGAGUCGUACUUCUGAUGUGGGUCACACACCGGGACGUGUGGAGGUUGAGAGUGAGGAGAGGGCUACAGCAGGCAAGGAGAGGGAGGAGGGGGUUGCAGAAAGGGGUGACGAGGUACAGGGUGAGGUGGGCAGUGAAAUGGGUAGCUCAGAUGGUCUUCUGCUGCUGCUGAGGCUGUUAGAGGAGGUAGCGGAUGAGGAGCUAGCGAGUGGGGAGGAGGACGUGAGUGACCUGCUGAAGCUGCUGCACACCGCGUGCCUGCUGCGGACCAAUCGCGUGCAUCUGCUGCGCUCGCACGCGCUGCCACGCCUGCUCGACCGCGCCACGCGUGCAGCGCUGUACGCGCACGGUGUUGCCACGUCAGCGCUGGGAGGAGGCUCGGCGGCAGGUGCUGCCGGGGUAGCUGGUGCUGCGGCGGCUUCUGCUGCCUCUUCCCAAGCCUCGCUCGCAGGUUCGGCGGAGGCCGCAGCUGACACCCUGCUUCGGAUUGUGGAUCUGCUAAUGGUGGAAGGUGGUGAGGGUGGCGGCAUGGGGGGCGACGGUGGUGUGGGCAGUGCUGCAACAGCAGAGAAGGAGGAGGAGUAUCGGCAGGAUGAGAAGCAUGAAGGGUCAGGGCGGGGAGAAGAAGCAGUGAGAGUGUUUCUUGAGAAGCUCACUGCUGCAUCGCUCUCCCAGGCUGCUUCUGGGAUGGCAGGGCAUUUCGAGCGGCUGGUGGGAGCGAUCAGGCUGGAUGGCAGUGGGCUGAGGCUGCGCACUCUCAUCCUGGAAAAAGGCAUUCCACAAGCUGCUGUGCGCCAUCUGCUCACCGCCUUCCCCCCCGCCGCCCUCUCCCCCUCCUCCGACCUCUCUGAUCUCCGCCCCCUCCCCGUCUGGCAACGAGCUCUCGCCCUGCCCUCCCUGCCGCUCCUCCUGGGUCUACUGCUUGGUCUGUGCCGCGGCCACCCCCCCACACAACGAGUCCUGCUGGCAACGGAGGGGAGAAAGGGGGUGAUGGAAAUGGGUCGGGAGGAGGGGGGGCUGGAAACGGGUGGGGAAACGGGAGUUGGGGGAGAAGUGAAGGGGGUGGAGGGGACAGAGAAGGGGGUGCUGCCGCUGCUGCUGCUGCUGGAGGGAGUGGUGGGGUACGAUGGGCUGGGAGCGAGGGCUGAAGCUCUGCUAGAGGUGCUGAGCGGUGGAGAGGGGUCGGGAGUUAUAGGUGGGCGAGGGAGGUGGGGGAGGAGAGCAAGGGGAGGGAGGGAAGGAGAAGGGGAGAGGAGCAGGGGAGGAGGGAGGGUGGAUGAGGAGGUUCGGUUGGCAGUGGCUGAGCUAAGGGCAGCAGCGAAGGAGAGGAGGAGGGAGAAGGCAAUGCGACGACGCAUGGAGCUUAUGAAGAGUAUGGGGGUUAAAUCCCAGCUGGCUCCUACCGGAGCCCACCGCAUCGUGCUGACAUCAGCAAAACCGUCUCUGGGCCGUCCCAUCGCUCUGCCUCCUGCCAUGCGUGCGCUGCGCUGCAUGGUGUGCCACGAGGGGUACCCGCCUUCGCCCCAACGAGCUGAUUGGCGCCUACACCUACUCCAGACGCUUCUCCGACCUCUCCACCUGGAGCCUCACCUCAACGACAAGCAGGGUGGCAGUAAAUUGGUCGAUCUCCACCGUCUCUCAUUUCAACACCAUCCACUUUUCCUGCCACGACCGAGCCAAGCGUGCCGAUUCCGCCCUCAAGCUGCCAAGCGCGAGUGGGACGGGGCAGCUCUCAGGAACGGCGGCACGCUCUGCAACGCCCUCUUCCCCUUACGAGGCCCUCAGGUCUCCCCAGCAGUGUACGCCCGCGGUCUUGACACCUGGUGGGAAAGCGUCUCAUCCCUCGGCCACGUGGACGGUUCCCGCUUCCUUGUCCUCCUGCGGGAUCUCCGCACGCUCAUCGCGCGCUUCGUGCUCGCAGCCAGCUUCAGCACUGACUGCCACGGGGGCGGGCGCGAGAGCAACGCACGCUUCCUCCCCUUCCAGCUGCACAUGCUGCUGCACCUCUCCUCCUCCGCCUCGUCUUCCCAGCGCCACUCCCUCGACUCUUCCCUCUCUGCCCUCCUCGAACUAGCCUCACAGCUGCACUCCAGGCUUCCCUCUUCUCUCUCCUCCACCUUCCCCCGUUCUUCAUCUGCUUCACCUUCAUCCUGUGACUCUCCCUCGCGACAACCACCCUCCUCUUCCUCUCCUUCCAGAUCCUCCCCUCUCUCCUCCUCUCCAUUGCAGUCAUCCCCUCUUGCCUCCUCUCCGUUACAGUCCCCCUCCUCCUCUCCUCCUCCCCCUCAGCCUCCUCCUCCUCCCCUCGCUCUUCCUCUCCCUCCGCCUCCUCUCUCCACCUCCCGCGCUCCUCACUCUCUACAGCAACAGUCGCAGGGGGGAUGGGCGGCAGCGUUUGCGAUGCCAUGCUGGCAACUGUGCUGA